GUCCGUGCGAGUCAUUGUGCCUUGUGGUGUGACCCACACACGAGUUUGCGCCACUUCGCUCCAUCCCCCGUACCAACCACCCCAUCGCCAUGAGCAGCGCCAAGCAGUCGGUCAUGAAUCGCCAGUCAUCAUUCUCCUCCAGCGCCAUUGCCCACAAAUGCCAGCUCACCACGAACCGGCAGCCCAAGAAGGUGUGCCUGGUCGGGUCGGGCAACUGGGGCUGCGUGAUUGCCCGUAUCAUCGCGGCAAACAUGGCCGCGAGCCCGGAUGUGUUCGACCCACUCCUGAAGAUGUGGGUGUUUGAAGAAAUUGUGAAUGACCGUAAGCUGUCCGAGAUCAUCAACACGGACCACGAAAACGUCAAGUACUUACCGGGAUACAAGUUGCCAACAAACGUGGUGGCUGUGCCAGACCUGAAAGAGGCCGUCGCCGGCGCCGAUGUGCUCAUUUUCUGCGUACCGCACCAAUUUCUCGGCAACAUGCUGUCGCAAAUCAAGGAACAGGGCCUCGUCCACGACUGCAUUGGGGUUUCAUUGAUCAAAGGGAUUGAUUUCGACGAUGCAGGCGUGGUGUUAGUGUCGAGCAUCAUUCAAAACGCCCUCAACAUUGACUGCAGCGUCCUCAUGGGGGCGAACGUGGCCAACGAAAUCGCGGCCGGCGACUUUUGCGAAUCCACGCUAGGGUGCAAUGACUUGCGACACGGUGCGUUUCUUCAAGAACUGUUCCAUACCCAUCGUUUCCGCGUCAACGUUGUCCUGGAUCCACACGGCGUCGAGCUGUGCGGUGCACUGAAAAACGUGGUGGCGCUCGGCGCGGGCUUUUGCGACGGCCUCGGGUACGGCGGCAACACCAAGGCAGCAAUCAUUCGGCUCGGGCUGAUUGAGAUGAAGAAGUUUUGCUACCGCUUCUUCGACGGCAUCAAGGAAGACACGUUCUUUGAGAGCUGCGGCGUCGCGGACUUGAUCACGACGUGCUUUGGGGGGCGGAACCGCAAGUGCGCCGAGCUGUUUGUGAAAGACAAGGGUGUGACGUGGGACGAGAUGGAGGCGACGGUGCUGAACGGUCAGAAGCUUCAAGGCACGUGGACAGCCAAGGAAGUGUACCGCAUCAUCGAAAAGACCAACGCGUUGCCGGAAUUCCCCCUGUUUGUUGCCAUCUACCGCAUAGCGUUUGAAGGCGCCGACGCGUCAUCGCUUGUCGACGUCUAAGCACUUGCAAGCGUCGAUCGAUUCCAUUAAUAUUAAGUUUCCAGCAAAUCCCGACGGCGUUCGCUGCAGUGACAUGGCCACGUGCUCAUUGCCCAGACACGAACAAGUUCGC
This is a messenger RNA of Aphanomyces invadans, 1320 nucleotides long. Its product is annotated as glycerol-3-phosphate dehydrogenase (NAD(+)). The transcript is spliced from 2 exons. Gene Ontology annotation, molecular function: NAD binding; glycerol-3-phosphate dehydrogenase [NAD(P)+] activity; protein homodimerization activity. NCBI's taxonomy places the organism in Eukaryota, Oomycota, Saprolegniomycetes, Saprolegniales, Verrucalvaceae. Gene Ontology annotation, cellular component: cytosol; glycerol-3-phosphate dehydrogenase (FAD) complex. The record is from RefSeq and is a predicted model, not a curated record. Gene Ontology annotation, biological process: glycerol-3-phosphate catabolic process; carbohydrate metabolic process. The coding region runs from base 90 to 1208 and encodes 372 amino acids.